UGCCGACCUGCACAAGGAAUAUUUCUGAAUUACAGUAGUACUUUGGCAACAGCACACGGCCUUUGUCCGGCGACUGGUUCUUGUGAUGCUAAAGCGACUACCAACUUUAGUACCAGUGAUCACCAAAGGAGGAGGAGCAGCCCGCGCGCCUACGUCUGGUUGUCAACACCUGCAUCCGGGAGCACCUUCUGUACAAACAACCCACAUACCCAAUGUAGGUACUUCGUACGUAUACUGUACACGCACACGCACGCAUGAGGCCAAGAUGACGGUUCUGGCAGGCGCAACGUGCAGUGCCUUACGGGGGUGCAGGGCAUCAUGAUCCAUUACUCAGGGCAUGCGGGCGUGCAUUAUCAUUGCUCCUGCCGCAUGGUCGCCUCGUCACGUCAGUUGCGACUUCCCUUGCACCUGCCCUCAGUUCACAGCGGGCAGGAGCUCUCUCGCUCGCCGCCUCCAGCUGCCAGAACCAGGAUCCCCGAGCCUGAUCCAGACCCAGACCCAGACCCAGACCCAGACCCAGACCUGCUGUCCUGCACUGGCAACCCUGCGCAUCGCUCCAUCCACGGUUCCAAGCUCCGUCCACAGUGGAAGCGCUCGCCAAACCGUACCAGCCGCGCUUGGUUUGCGACACCCAACGCGUGGAUGAUGCAUCCAUUUGCACGCUUCGGUCCUCUCGGUUUCUUUCCAUGGCGCGACUCCAAGGCACUCGAAAUAGUAGCAGCGCGAUCAAGGGAGGAGAAACACGGCGCCCACCAAGCUUCAAACAUACAUUUGUCGCAGGGCUCAAACCGAAACGCUAUCGGUGGUGGUGCCUACUUAUAGAACAUGCAGGCCGCACCACAGAUCGGGCAGGGGAUGCUCGACUGCUCGCUGCCCAAACGUCCACGUCGGCUCGCCUAUCAGCGACUGCGAUGCUACGACAGGAUGGUUGAGCGCCAUGGCGACGGCCCUUGGUCUCAGGGAACCUGACUGCUCCAAUACGUACAGUGUAGGUACUUUUACCUGGCAUGCAGCUCCUCCACGGCCCUUGCAUGCAUGCCUGCCAGCUUCCAUUCGCACCACGGCACGUCCUGCGCUGUUUCGGCACGCCAAGGUGUUGCCAAUUCACCAGGGAUGCCCAGCAAUUCGUCGACGGCGUCUCGGACCGGGCCAGGGCACAAGCUGGCUCAUCGAGAAACAAGCUUCCGUCCGACUUGUCCGCCCCUUGGCCCGUCCCGACCCCAACGUCGGUCCCGAUUGCCUAAUUCCCAAACACUCGCCUUUUGUGCCGAGGCUCCCCCGAGUAUACACGACUGCCGACUCGAUGGGCCGGUGCCAUCUUGCGAGUCGGGGGCUCGAGUGUAAAAGCCGAGUCUUCGAUUCACUGUUCCUCGUUAUCAGCCUUCUUCUUCAGCUGCAUGGCUACUUGUGCGAGGUGGUCGGGACCUUCCUGCGUUACCCAUGCGUGCGUGUGUGCGGCUUCCCCAUGCUAACACCGCAAGCCAGGGGAAGACAUACCGACUUUGUGUUUGGAUGGCUUGCCAAAAGUCUUUGCCGUGCCUCGCAUCAACCGGUAACCUGCUGGUCUCCUUGACAUUGUCUGUCCCGCUACCCAUCGUUUCACUUCGUUUCAUACCAGUCUGCAGUCCUGCCUGCUCCCUGACGCUCAUCUUGGCGUACGCCUCGCAGCUUCAACGAUGACUAGACGCUCCGAGUCCUCAUCUGGUAAAGCGGAGACAAAUGAAAGCCAUAGAUUCAGUCCUCUCACGGGUGCACCGGUUGUCAGGGAGACAAACAACAACAGUAUGAACAAGGUGAAACGCUGGCUGAAGCAAGUUCAACAUUCUCGCGGGGCUGCGGAACCUGAGCGCCCAUAUCAAGGAGGUCCUUCGAAUACGAAGGAGCGCGUUUGGCGCCCGCACUCCCUGCCAGUACGCCCUUUCGAAGCAGAGGAGAUGGAGAUGCGGGAGCGGAGUCCAGGUCUAUGUGUCGAUGACAGCCCGCUACCUUCCGUAUCUUCCCAUAUAUCCGAUGAGGGCGUGGUCCACAUCGAAGGCCCUCAACCUACCGUCUCUGACGUUGUCGAUCACCCAAGGCAGACAAAUUGGGCGUGUUCGGAUUCUGAUCAGCCCAGAAUCGAUCCGUUUCGAAAACGUUCACGUCGUAAAACCCGACAAGACCGGUACGAUUCCGGCAAAGACAAGUCAGCGACAAGGAAGUCGAUACGAUCAGACAACAAGUCUAAAAGCCACAGGAAGCGGUCGCUUCGCUCUGGACGCGAGGUCAUGGACAAUUUCGUCACAGACGCAGUGGCAACUCAACGCCUGACGAUGAAGCCGAAUCUGUCUUCGGGUCUGUUUCUCAACGGGCGAGGGGCCACGCUCGGUGACUUGAAAUUCAACGGUGUCCAUAUACUCGGCCGGGAUUGGGCGGGUGGCGACUGGGAAGCAAGGAAAUCAAGACCACAGACCGAAGACGAACGCCGUAUCGAGAAGGACAUGCAGGGUGACUCAGACUUCUUCGCCAAUAUCCCACCUCGCGAAACCAAAGUGUUGAGGAUGGCUGGUCCGAUGACAAAGCGGCCGAGAUCUGACUCUACUGUAGUCGUUAUCGGCUCUGACCGGGCAGACGCGUUGGAAGACGACCAAACAUUGCGCGAAGGCGCAAUAGAACCUCGGCAGUCGGCGAGCAAAUGCUUGUCGCUGGUCACCAAAGGGACCAUGAAACGUGGGCUCGGCUGUACAGGAACGCCAGCCUACCGGGAACAUCCUGGCUUGAGCCACCGUUCAUGCGCAGCCCACUCCCAAUCGCAAAGCUCGAGUUCAUCGUCCUCGGACAACAACGAGAUCAAGCCCGUCAAUUCACAUUCCAAGAUUACAAUACAGGGAGAAGUCGACAAAUCAGUCACUCAGCCGCGGGCCCAUUUUGAGAAUCAAAUGUCUCCAAACAAGGUCAGCCAACAAUAUGAACAGCGCUCAAGGUAUGCCGACGCCGGAGUGCAAACAUCAACGUAUCGAGACACGGGGACCAUGGUCAGCCCCGGGUCCACGCCGCUGUAUGGGCGUCUGGUGUUGCCACUGGCCUCUAGUUUGAGCGAUCUGCCUGUUCCGCGGGAGAACGAUUCGCUCAGAGCAAGACUUGCCGUUGCCCUGGAACCAUCCCAUUCAGUGGGCCCAUCGCGGCAAGGCGUCUAUCAAGCGGUCCCAAGCCCGCAAGGGGGAGCAAUAGAGGCGACGCGUUGUUUCAAAGCGGGGAACGAGCCUUCAGAACCAGGGCAUGCAGGGCAGACUAAUCAAGCGAGCCCUAUGGACGGCGAUGGUUUUGAGACUCGGCUCGUGCAGAGGACAUCUUGCACGGAUGAGAACCAUGCUCCCACGAGUAAUAACAUGAUUACGUCGCCUCUCGUAUCGGAGGCUUGUCGGCCCUUCAAAUUCUCCCAUAGCGGGCCAAUGGUUCAGCCCUGCAUAUACGGUGUUGAGGCUCUGCAAGAGUCUAUUCCGCCCAUGGCGAGCUUCGAGUCGGGGCCAUUCCUAGGCAGCCCUGGCUCGAUGCCAGCCCCUGCCGCUUCACUUCAUGAGCCUGCUUCCACUUCCGGUAUCCCACAAGAACGGCCACAGUCAGCCGGCUUGCUCAAUGUCGGGGAUGAGGAGAAGAUCCAUGACUUCAUCGCUAGAGUGGAGAAGGAGAUGCUGGAGUCGACAUUCGCGGACUCGAGCGUUUACCUCGAGGACGGCGCCGGCAGCCCAGUUCAAUUCUUAGACAGAGAUACUAUAGACACACAAAUACACGCCAACCGGUGGGCAACAGACCUUGAGGAUAUUGCUGACAUCGAUCCUUUCAGCCACUCUGGCUUCGCCCCCCAUGUUCGAGAAGAUGGACGGCAUCUCGAGUCCUCUACCAACGAAAGGCGUCGUCGGCCUCUGCGGGAUAAGCUGCCUCGGUCUUGGGUUGCACGAGGCUAUGAUGAGCUCGAAAUGAUGAGAUUUUGGCGUCCAAAUGUUUACCAGUGAGAUAGGGUUGCUAGACAGAGAAGCUCCAUGACCUUUUCAACAGUCCUGCAAGGCACUCAUUCCGGCUGCUGGUCUUUCCACUUGUUCCUCAGGGCCGGUAAGUCAAAACCGCACUGCUCGGCCCUUGCAGUCACGGAACGGGCCUUGCCGACGACUGGAGCAUCAAUCAUUUUGCCAUCAAGAGUCCAGGCACCGCGGCCAGAGGCGGCAGCCUUUUCGUCCGCGACGACAACACGCACCGCCCACUCGACCUCGUCUUGAGCUUGGGCGAACAUUU
Messenger RNA from Purpureocillium takamizusanense, 4266 nucleotides. RefSeq lists its product as uncharacterized. Lineage: Eukaryota; Fungi; Ascomycota; Sordariomycetes; Hypocreales; Ophiocordycipitaceae. The transcript has 4 exons. The record is from RefSeq and is a predicted model, not a curated record. Bases 1677 to 3989 code for a protein of 770 amino acids.